AUGUCUACCUUUGCAGCCCUGAACAUAGAGGCCGAUGACUCUCCGGAGGAAGAGAUCGAUGACACUCGCGAGAUCCAGAUAGAAGAGGCCCUCAAGCUAUACCAGACUGCCCUCAAACUCCACUCGCUGGGGCCAAAGCACUACAAAGAAGCCGCAGAAGCUUAUGACGCGCUCUUCAAGUCAGAGAUAUUCAAGCUCCCGCAAUACACAGAUCUCGGAGCAGACAUAUCAGACGAUGGUUUCAUAGAAGAAGUUGACGAGCCGUCGGCCGUCUCGGUUGCUGCCGUGGAUGAGACCGAGACUGCUGCCAGUGCGCUGCCGCAAACUCUGUACCUGUCAUACAAGAAUUACGGCCAAUUCUUGCUGGACACCGUUCGACAUGCAUGGGAGCAAGGCGGAGACAUAGCUGACACCACUCCUUCCACUGAAUCAGCCAUCAGACACUUUGCGGACGCUCUGGAGCGCGAUGAUACCGAUCUUGAACUGUGGCGAAAGUGUGGUAGGGUUGGGGAUGCCCUCAGAAGUCACCGCAUCUCGAGAUUCUGCCUGGAGAGCGUUUUUGAAGGGAACGGUGAUGGUAUCGACGAUGGAUUUGAACAGCUAGGCAUUGAGCAAGCCGGUGCUGUGGGCGAUUUGCGGAAGUUUUUCACCGCUCUCCACGAUCCCCUAUCACUCGCACAGCUGCCGCAGAAACAACCAAGGAAAGCUCUGCUCAAUUUUUUGCAGCGGCAGAUAGAUCCAUUUCCGUACCUCCCUUCCGCCUUGAAGCAGCUGAACGGGGGUUCUAUAUCCUGUGGACUCGCUUUCCCUAAAAUUAAACGCCUUACUGUCACCCCCUCCGCCAACUCAUGGGCCGCUCUAGGUGAAAAGCUCCUUGAGCUUCUAAGCAAGGAUGGCUCUGAUCAGGGCACAGCCGAAGUACAGGGGAACCUGCAAAUUUGUCUAGCAGACUCGGAUAUCACGAUGGCAUCUCCUGCGGCAACUCUCCCAAUCAUCCAGGGCCGAAGGCCGUCCAAGCACAAAAGCUCUGCUUCCACCGAUAUGGGUGAAGCAGAAUCAAAACCCAAAGCGAGCACUGAAGAAGCUACUGCUAAAGAUACUGAAAUGAAGGACUCCGGCCAAGUUGAUGAAAAACCAGAACCCAAGGGCGAUGGGGAAGUGAAUGGAAAUACUGGCGAAGAUGCUCAAGAUGAUACAGCCAAAGAAAAUGAAGAUGAAAAUACCGUUGACAAGGACAAAGAGGAAGGUGAAAAAUCGAAUGAGCCCACAGAUGAUAUAGAAGCACGGCCUGGUCCUCAGACAAGAAAGCGUUCUUCAGCCUCAAUCUUCAAUGAAGAACCAACAGACGGAGUAAGGACAAAGAGCAAGCGUAUCAGGGCGCGAGAGUCGAUUGCCGACACACAGGCACAGCCAGAGGAAGUGAUUUUUGACCAGACAAGGUAUUUCGAAGAUAGGCUCGAGGUCUAUACCCACGCCGAUGAGUGGAUGUUUAGCACCGCCAACGAUCUUCUGUCAAAAUUCGGCGUUGAGGAGCUUGGAAGUAUCGAUCAAAUAAAGCAGAUUCUCGCUUCUACUGAAUCCGAUCAAGAUACCACGGAAAUAACCCCUGAAACCUUGGCCGUACGUGACUUGAGGUACAUAGUUGAGAAUUGGAGUGAUGCCUUUGGGAAAAUAGCAUUGCACAGUGACAUAUUUGCAGAUACCCAGGAUGGGUUAAAGGGCGUGAGGAAAUCCGGUCUCAGUGUUUUCCUUGAACACUCCAAACAAGUUGGCGCAAAGGCAGAACAAGAGGUAGAUUUGGUUGACAAUGACAGUUUGGAGCAGUUUGCAGAAAGCGUCAAUAGCAGCAAUCUAACUAUACAGGAGGUUGCCUUCAAGUGGCUUGAGAAGUAUCUCAAACCCGACCUACAAUCUCUCGGACACGACAUAUCCACUGUCACGGACUCUAGCUAUGCAACGCAACGGAUGCCGCAAAGCACCCGGGACACCCUUACGCAGAUAUUGGUACGGCUAGAUGGAUUUGUCUAUGCCAGGAUGAGAGAAUUCGCCUUGAACCUGGAGAAACGGAUCCUUUCGCAUGCGCACGAAACACCAUACUCCUUCACACCGGAUGACCUUACCGCCGUGGAAAUGUCACAAAGCAUUUACGAGCUACAUCUGGAUAUAUAUGAUUCGAUUAUCUGCCAGAAGGAAAAGGACCAGGAAGCGGCCGUUCUACAGCAGGAUAGGCUCAACCGAUGGAGGGCCCUUACGCGCGGUUACAUCAGCUACUAUCUUGACCUAUGUGCCGUGGACAAUCGACAGACCGCCAUUGUUCUAAGACAUCUAUGGGCCACAACUUUCCACGAAAAUAUGCUAGACGACCAGGAUAGGGAGUAUGUUUUGGCAUGCCUCGGUGAUAUUCGACGCGCUCUAGUAUCGUUGGGGGACCCGGUUAUUACACUGGCAAAUAAUACCACCAUGCCAGAGAUAUCUACAACUGCAAUUGACCAAGAGGUUUCUCGCCUUAAGGCCAUGAGCUUCUUCACGGACAUAUUUGGCUCCGGAAAAGAUGACCCCGUGCAUCUGAUUGAAACUAUAGAGCCGGUCCUGGACCCGUCUGCAGUUAGGUAUACCGACGAAAACGGCAACGUAUCUGAAAAUAUCGAGCCUUCAACAACCGUGCAGAAUUUGAUAGAGUUCCUUAACCAAGGUGAUGCGACUCUCAAGUUGUUUCUCUGGCGCCGUCUUCGCGAGGCAUAUGAUUCCAUCGACUAUCCUACGAAAGUCGUCUCUUGCCACUUCCGGGCCCUGGAGACCGCUGUCCAGGAGCUGGGUCGCCCAGUUCGCAUGGAUUUUCCUGUAAAUGAAAGGCGAUCUAGCCUGCUGAAGUGGCUAAAACUAGCGGAUGAUAUACUUACCAGUGUCAUGAGGAGGGUGGUUAACAACUCGGAGGUUUCUUUCGAGUGUUUCGACUGGGCCCACCUGCAAAUGUCCAUGUCUUCCCUUGCUCGUCUUUCGAGGAUCCUUCAAUCUUUCGCUUUUUAUGAGGAUGGGGUUCGUGUUGGCCAAAUAACGCCGGCUGACGUUCGCCCUGCUUCAACUGCAAAGUCCCUGGAACAGUUCAAAGAAAAGUUACGCGGCUUAUUUGUGAAGAUAUGGAUGGUGCAGUAUGCACUUUUAAGAGAAGGUAUUGGUCAGAACAAAGACUUGUUUGAUACCCCCUUGGAUGACCGCAUACACUUCUUACGGUCUGUUCACAACGCGCUCGGGCUUCGGUCAUAUUGCAAAUACCCGAAGAAUCUAUUUGUUAAACUCAUGAGGGAUGAGCUCUUGACAUUAGAAACUGAUGACGUCUACGAAGAUGACCUUGCGCAAGUGCUGUACGACUUAUACAAGUUCAAAUUCUCACCUCAUCUGGAUGUUUCGUUUGAACAUGGCUGUCCAUAUGAGCCUCUCGAUCAAGAAAUAGCCCUGAAGUUAGUUGACUUUACUAUUUCUCAGACGAAGCGGAUGGAUAUCAAAGAUUAUUUGAAAUCGGAUCUAAAAACGACUGUCGACGCGCUGCAAAGGCAAAUAGGACUGACGGGCAAGUCAGAGGUUUCCACUCCUCUCAACAAGAGAAUCCUGUCUAGAUUCUUGAAAACCCCAAUAAACCCCCUGGAUCUUUUCCGUUGUGUACAAGGUAUCACUGGACUGUCUAUGAUCCCCGUAUAUUCCAGGAGUGCCGAACUUGCUGAUAAAGGCUGGUUCACCUUCCUGGGUUCCGCGGCGCUCGCCAAGUUUCGGUCUUUGAAGAAAAUAGGUCCCACUCCAACAGAUGACCUAGAUCUCGCUGCUACUCUAUUCCGCCAUGAUCUAGAACAUGGAAAGGAUCGGUGGGAAACAUGGUAUCAACUUGCUCAAGUAUAUGAUCUAAGACUUGAAGAGGACGUCGCUUGGUCUGCAGAAAAGCUCAACAAUGACAGAGAGGAUCUUGCAACUAUAGAGCGCAGAGCUAUUCACGCAUAUUCUAUGGCUGUUGCAACUGCAGUCCAAACGGGUGAUUUGAAGCCCAGCGAAAAGAAGCAAGUUUCUGAGCUAUAUGCGGAGUUUGGCCUUCGAAUCUACGCAUCUACAAGAGAGCCGUUAUCAAUGGGUGCAUUCGAUGUAUCUCCAUUCAUGAGACACUUCAGCAGUGAUGCAGAUCAAAGGAUGUACGAGGGAAAGCCGUUCAGUGCUAUGAAGCCGUUUUCUGCAUGGUACUUUGCGAGCUUUCUCUUCCACAAAGCAACUAAGGAAAAUCCGAUGAACUGGAGUAAUGACCCGCUCAAGGAACGAUACAAAACCAUCGAACCGUCGGAUAUCCUGGACUCUUUGACAGACGCCAUUGAUGCUCUCCCGAAAAAGAAAGAUGGUCGAGCGUCAGAGCCGAUUCUGGAACCCCAUUUCAAACUUGUUUCAAUCACACAUAAACUUGUGCGACGAGGUGAUCUCGAUCCGAAGGAAGCUAGCGAAAAACUACUUGCUACCCCGUGGGCUAAAGGGUUAUCACCAGCUACAGACUUGGAAUCCUGGAAACCAUUCAUCCUGGGGGUUCUUAAACAGCUUCAAAAUGCUGAUAAGUCCAAUUGGCAUCAUCGUAUUGUUUUAAGGGCUGCCCAUAUAAUUUACGAUGACUCGAAAGACAAAGAGGCCGCAAUUGCGGCAAAAAACGACCUUACCCAGCAUAUCUUCACGAAGACUAUGACCGUACAAGUCUGGCGGCCAGAAAACGAGAGAGCCGGAAGACAUUUCGUCUAUACUACCCGAUAUGUUUACUUUUUCGUACAGCUUCUGGAUCAGCUUGAUGAUCGUGCAAACCUGGACAUGUUAGUCCGUCGCGUGAGACGAAAAGUCAAUGAUUAUUUGAACUUUCCCAAGCUCUGGGAGGAUACAUGCAUUACGUAUAUAAAGUUGCUUCGACGUAUAGGUAACAUACCAGAGGGAAAGGAAGACGCCGUCUUCAAGGGUGUUAGUCUCGAUGACUUUACUCUCUACUCUGGCCGUUUGGAUGCCUGGUGUCAAAAUCCAGCUAAAGAAGAGAUACCGACGAUUGAACUGUUGCGAGAUGCCGUGGAGCUGAAGAAGUUGAACGGAACCGUUAUCAAGUCAGGAAUGUUUGACGAUCUCGUUGCUGAUAUAUAUGCCCAGCUAUAUGAGAAAACGCUGCCACAGUUUGUCGAGCAAGUUGCUGGAGAGGAAAAUCGGGAGCGAAUGAAGGUAGACCACUUGCUUAUGGCGGGUGAUUCUGGUGAUGGGGCAGAAACACCUCCAGCCACGACUUCUGCCCAAGCACCAGCGUCUAGACCUCGGGCAAAGGGGGUGACUAGAAAAGAAGUGCAGAAAAAGGCUGAUGCUAUUGCUGCCAAAGCCCCACGCCCUGCACCUAAACCUGCAAAGGCUGUUGAGGACGAGGCCAAGCAAACCCAGGCAGAGCGUCAGACGGAGGAGGAGCAAACCGACAACGGUCCUGCUGCCGAAGCUGCUCUUGAUGAAAACAAGGAGGAGAAAGGUAAAGAAGACGCCAACGCAGAUGAUAAGGAUGAGAAUGACGGAGUAGAAAAAGAGGAUGAAAACAACGAGGAAGAAAAGGAGGAAGAAAAUAACGAAGAAGAGGAGAGGGAAGGGGAAGAUAAUGAAGAAGACGAAAAAGAAGGUGAAGAUAACGAGGAGGAGAAGGAAGACAACCCUGAGGAAGAGGAUAAAGAGGGAGAAAACAUUGAGGAUAAGGAAGCGUCUGGUCCUGAUCCCAGCAUACAUGAUACCACGGAAGAAGAGAGUGGGCUCAGUGAACUUGAGACUGAAGCAGGCUCAGGGGACACUUUAAAGCCGUCCAGUCCUAUAUUCCAGCACCUCCUCAGGGCCCGCAUGCUCUCCCCAAAAGCAGGGUCAGAGUUAUCAACUGUCACCAGCGGUGAAGGUGGGGACAAUGAUUCGAUCCCCGCUCCAUCUAUACAUGAUACCAAGAUGGAGAUAGACGGGGAGGCGGAGGCUGGAGAUGAUGGAUCUGACACAGAGGAGUUACCAGAAGAUUGA
Messenger RNA from Trichophyton verrucosum HKI 0517, 6036 nucleotides. Its product is annotated as transcriptional corepressor of histone genes (Hir3), putative. The record is from RefSeq and is a predicted model, not a curated record. The transcript has 5 exons. Lineage: Eukaryota; Fungi; Ascomycota; Eurotiomycetes; Onygenales; Arthrodermataceae. Gene Ontology annotation, biological process: chromatin organization. Bases 1 to 6036 code for a protein of 2011 amino acids. Gene Ontology annotation, cellular component: nucleus; HIR complex. Gene Ontology annotation, molecular function: nucleosome binding.